AUGUUAUCUGGCGUCAUUUUAUCUGUUUUAUUCAUUUUCAUUCAUUGGUGUAACACCGACAGUAACGAUAAUCAACGAAAUGUUGAAAUAAUAUUUCAAUGUGAUCAUAUCUUCGAUUCAUCUAUUCCGGAAGGUGAAUUUCAAUUACCGAUGUUGCCACCUUCAGCUACCGUUUCUGAACAAAUUUCACAAACUGAGGGUGCAAAAAAUUUACAAUGUAUAUACACGUUUGUUGCGUCACCAAAACAGCGUGUAAAAUUAAAUUUCGAUCAAUUUCAUUUAGCUGGAACUGCUGGCAAUUGUGAAACGGAAUAUGUUGAUAUAUAUUCGGAAUUAGAGGAACCUGAUGAUGAUUUACUUUCUGCCGCUUUCGGUGGUCGCUAUUGUGGUAGUGUAUCACCAUAUGUAAGAAUUAGUUUAAAUCGUGUCAUUGUAUUAGUAUUUCAUUCAAGAGCUGCAUCAAAUCAACGAAAUCGGCUAAAAUUUAGCGGUCGUUAUGCUUUCAUAUCUGAUGCACCUUAUCUGGUGGGCCAGAAAAUACCACCAGGCAAAUGUGAUUUUGUGAUCGAUUCAAAGCUUAAGAAACGUGGAUCGAUACUUUCACCUACUUAUCCAGGAACAUAUCCAAAAAAUUUUCGUUGUACUUAUUUGCUCAAUGGUAAGACGGGUCAACGUAUUCGUUUACUUUUUCGUGAUUUCGAUAUUUAUUUUGGUGGCGAACAUUGUCCAUAUGAUUCUCUAACAAUAUAUGAUGGUCCAAGUAAUAAGUAUCCAAUAAUUCGUAAAAUAUGUGGCUUACAACAACGUAUGGUAAUUUAUUCAUUUGGACCAAAUGCAUUUAUUGAAUUCAAUACGACAAGUCCAGCUAAAACUGAUCCAAGAGGAUAUUCAUUAGAUUAUGAAUUUUCAAAUCGUUAUGUGGAUGUAUUAAAAUUAAUGGAUAAUCAACUAGGAAUAACACAUUUGCGCGGUUCAGAAUGUGAUUUGCUUGUGAGAAGUAAUCGUGAAACAACCCAUUAUAUACAUUCCCCUAAAUAUCCAUUGAUGUAUCCAGCUAAUACCACCUGUACAUUUAUUAUUGAUGGUUUACAAGGUGAACAAAAUUUGGAGGAAGUAAUACUUACGUUCGAAAAUUUUGCUGUCCUCACUGAAACAAUUGACAAUUCUAAUUCAUUUCACUCAAAACAUUCCUCAAUUAAUUAUGAUGAUGAUGACGAACCAUGUGCCACAUCAUAUGUUGGUAUUGCAUUCGUUCCAGCAACCAUUAAUAGUGUUUUAUCAUCUGGUGAAGAAAGUAAUUACGAUGCUACACUUUGUGAUCGUCUAGAAAAUGGUUCACAUAUUUUGGGCCCAUAUAUUAGUGAUGGACCAAGAAUGGUUUUAGUAUUUAGUUCUAAUGAAAAGAUUUCUUCUAAUGGUGAUGGAAAGAAACCAUUAGGAUUUAAAGCUAAAAUACAGUUUAAAACAGAUUUUGGUAUACCGGGUAAACCAAUUGGUGGUUCAAAUCAAUGUAUGUUUCAGUUUACAAAAACACGUGGUUGGUUCAAUAGUCCAAGAUAUCCGGCAAAUUAUCCAUUAGAUACCAAUUGCACUUACAUUAUCAAGGCAAGACCAGAUGAACAGAUUCAAGUUUACUUCGAGCAAUUUGCUCUUUAUGUUGAUGAACAUUCAACAGUUGAGACAAGUUGUACUGAUUAUUUAGAAAUAUCAGAUGUUUUUGUCAAAGAUGGUGUGGAAAAAUUACAACUUCAAGCUCGUUAUUGUGCAAAUACAUUUCCGGGACCAACAGUAACAGCAUUUGGUUCACAUGAACUUCGAGUUUUUUUUUUAUCUGAUCAUGAAGGUACUGGAAAUGGCUUUAAAGCAAUCUAUCAAAUUCGUAAAGCAUUUACCGAAGAAAUUCCAACAAAACCAGUUGCUCGACAUUGUGGUCAACGAAUAACUCGAACUGAUGAUUUCACUAGCGGUUGGUUAGUAUCACCGGGAUAUCCAAUAAAAUAUAAUAAAGAUUUAAUUUGUGAUUGGGAAAUUACUGUACGACCAAAUCAUCAGGUAUUAUUACAUCUUAUAAAAAUGGAAAUCGAAGGUUCAAUGACUGCUGAAUCGGUGAAUUGUCAAAAUGCGGUAAUUCGUGUGGAUGCUGAACGUGGCAUUAAUGCUAGUCCUACGAUACAGGAAAUUUGUGGUACUGAUGAAACUGUCAUUCAACCUAUUAUUUCAAAAAAUAACACAGUUCGAAUUAGAUUUUUCACAUCACCAGAUAAAGUAAAUGGUUUGAAAGGUUUUAAUUUUACCUGGACGGAGGUUAAAAAAACAACAGAUAGUAAUGAAUGUUUGCAUCCAACGAUGUAUCUUUGUACGUAUACAAAGUUAUGCAUUGAUGCUCGUUUGAAAUGUAACGGUGAUAAAAAUUGUGGUUUACAUGAUGAUACUGAUGAAGCAUACUGUAAUAAAUUAGAGAAUGCAGCUGAUGUGCGAACGGUGCUUUUUAUGGCAAUAUUUUCCGGUUGCAUAUUUUUGCUCAUUUCCGGUUUCUUCUGUUAUAUGCUCAAAAAAAAGCUUGAAAAAAAACGAAAUAAACGUCGUCGUCGUGCAAAAUUUGGAAUGAAACAUCAACGAAAACCUUUCCGAAAUCCAAGACCAAUCACUAAAGCUGAUCCACAUUUAUUGCCAGCACCUGCAGCAUCACGUUUGACACAUCACAAUGUCACCACCGAUAUCAUUUCAUCAACAAUGGAACAACGAAAUGAAAAAUCACCAAAUGGUGAAAUGAGCAGGAAUAAUUCAUCACUUAGGCAUUCCUUAAAAUUAAAUGAUGAUUGUAAUACGUUUUAUGGAUAA
Brugia pahangi is the source of this 2841-nucleotide messenger RNA. NCBI's taxonomy places the organism in Eukaryota, Metazoa, Nematoda, Chromadorea, Rhabditida, Onchocercidae. The record is from the annotation of a GenBank genome assembly.